Molecule: messenger RNA, 1473 nt
Organism: Exophiala aquamarina CBS 119918
Lineage: Eukaryota; Fungi; Ascomycota; Eurotiomycetes; Chaetothyriales; Herpotrichiellaceae
Exons: 1
Coding region: 1-1473 (490 amino acids)
Source: RefSeq, a predicted model, not a curated record
AUGGAAGACCUACCAACAGAGCUCGUAGAUCAUCUUUGUUACUUCAUUGAUCGAUCCUCUCUGAAGCAUUUCCGUCUUCUUUGCAAGGCAUAUGCUCAUGUCGCCGAGAAGCACCUCUUUCACAACUUCGAGUUCCGGCUAUAUCCAAGCCACCAUCGAUUGUAUCAGCUUGAGAAACUUGCUUCAAACAAAUCUAUUGCGCCAUAUCUGAAAUGUAUCUCUUUCCAGUCUGGCGUUCAACUAGAAUAUGCAGAUUACCGAUACUGGCAGGCGCAGAUAUAUCACGAGCUCAAUAGUGCAUGGUCUAGGAGCCUUGCCUCUGAGGAGCCAUCAAAGUUAGACUACACCAAAUUCCACGAGAAUCUUCAGGCAAGGUUCGCUCCAGAUUUUCCUGUUCGCUAUGAUUUAUAUCGGUGGCAUCUUGACCAGCAAGCUGCUGCUAUGGCUGAUCCACGGGUUCAAGAGAGCUUAAUCCGGACGUUCAAUUCUCUCAGCAACUCAAAUUCUAACAUUUGUUUCAAAGUGAUUAUGGCAGAACCUCAAAUUCGACUGGAAGAGCUUGAAGCAUUUAAUCACGAAGAGUAUCAGACCGACCGCCCCUACGAUUUGGAUUAUCGCCGAAGAAUUUCCAACAGGAGGCAACAUUGCAUGACUCACUUUAUCAAUUUCCUUGAAGCUGCGCGACUAUCUCGAUGUCCUUUGACCGUCCUCGAGGCCGUGGACAUGCCACACGAACUAUUGACUAGACUUCAUGCCAACGGGCAACAGGUCUUAGAAGACAUUUUUCGACAUUUGAGCAAUCUCAGCCUUAGGAUCAGCAGCCUCCCACACAGUGACUGGCUCUCGCGAAGUGACACCGGAGAUCAGAUCACCAAUAACGUUAGGCAUCUUUGGCCGUGCAAGCUGACGAGGCUGCUGAACAAUUCCCCAGAGCUUAGGGACCUCCAUAUCGACCUUCCUAUUGGCAAGGAGGCAGAAUACUCGUUUGACCUGUUCGACAGGACGAACAUCGAUCAAUUCCCACGCCUCUGGGUCUCUCGCCUGAAAUCUCUGUCAUUGUCUCGAUUUAGCUGUCGAUGGGGAGACCUAAAGGCCCUCCUUCAUGAGGGCGUAGACAUCCAUGCACUGGCACUGAGAGAUUGUCGGAUGGAAACCUAUUCAAUGGUUGACGUGCUCGAUUAUCUUGCAAAGCGGCAUUUUCACAGUGUUUCGAUACUUGGAACAUGGUAUGUCGACCACGACGAGGGGGAGUGGCAUUGGCAUACGGAAGACGAUUUCACUGCCUGUAAAGCCGCGACCUCGUAUGAAGGGCCUUACACCCAGACAGGUAUGAGGUCAAGACUUGAGUGUUACAUGCACUCCGGGGGCGAAUGUCCCUUACCUGCUUGGACGGCGACCAAUCGAGCAGAGGAUAUCUGGGAGAUGCUCGGCGAUACGUCGUUUCAUUAUCUGCCAGGACCUCCUCAACAGUGA